AUGACCCUCCGCCCCCCGAACUGGCCCCAAAAUGACCCUUCUAUCCAGGUGCGUUGUGGCAGUGGGCGGCUCUCGGUGGCGGUGCCAGCCGGGCUGCUGGGGACCGGAGCCAUCAGGGAGCUGUGGCUGGGCUCCGGCUGCGGUGUGACCGGUGCUGACGGGGGCAGGUACCGCCUGGAGCACCCCCUCACGGCCUGUGGAACCAUCCUGCAGCUCCUCCCAGACACCGUCCGCUACAGCAACGUCCUCCACUACCGCCCGCUGGCUGCGGGGCCCGUGGCUCACCCCGCUCCCUUCUCCCUCCCCGUGGAGUGCCGCUACCCCAGGAGGGGCAGCGCUUCCUCGGGGGCUGUGCAGCCCACCUGGGUCCCCUUCGGCUCCACCGUCACCCACCGGAGACGCCUGCGCUUCGCCCUGGACGCGUAUGACCGGUCCUGGUCCUCCCGCCUGCCCCUGCCCACCUUCCUGCUGGGCGAGCUGAUCAACAUCCAGGCAUCGGUGGCUGCCGACAUGCGCCUGCCCCUCCAAGUCUUCGUGGAUGAGUGCGUGGCCAGCCCCGGCGCGGCGUCGCAGGUGACGUACCAGCUCAUCGGGGACGGCGGGUGCCUGCUGGAUGGGCGGCUCGGCCGCUCGCGGUUCCUCCCGCAGCGCAGGGGCGGCGCGCUGCGCUUCCAGCUGGACACCUUCCUCUUCCCCAACGCCUCCAGCCCCCAGAUCUUCCUCCGCUGUCACCUGCGGGCAGCGGUGGCGGGGGCCGGUGGCAGCAAGGCCUGCUCCUAUGACCGCACGGCGGCCGCCUGGCGCUCCCUGGACGGCGCCGACUGCUCCUGCUGCGGCUCCCCAGCUGGCUGCAGGGCCCGGCGGCGGCGGGACAGCGGAGCAGGACUGCUGGGCGCAGCCAGCCUCCGCCUGCAGUUGCUCUCGGCAUCACCCAGCUCGCCCACGGCACCGCAGCCUGGCACAGCCCCGCCGCACUGCCCCUCGGCCCCGGUGCUGCGUGGGGACCAGAGGGACUCAGGGCCAGCGCUCCCGGUUCCUGCCACCACGCUGGUCAUGGUGGCCAUGGGCUCCAUCCUCGCUGCCGUGGGUGCGCUGGGCUGCUACUGCUCCGUGCGGCGCUACCGCAGCCAGCACCAGGCGGUGGCACCGGGGGAGCCCCGCGCCGUGGCCAUGGCCCCCACUGGAGCCGAUGGUGCCCAGGUUCCUCCCGUGGACCCUGCUGCUGCGUGA
This is a messenger RNA of Cygnus atratus (black swan), 1230 nucleotides long. RefSeq names its product zona pellucida sperm-binding protein 3-like. The transcript is spliced from 9 exons. Gene Ontology annotation, cellular component: extracellular matrix. The coding region runs from base 1 to 1230 and encodes 409 amino acids. Gene Ontology annotation, biological process: egg coat formation; binding of sperm to zona pellucida; positive regulation of acrosome reaction. The record is from RefSeq and is a predicted model, not a curated record. NCBI's taxonomy places the organism in Eukaryota, Metazoa, Chordata, Aves, Anseriformes, Anatidae. Gene Ontology annotation, molecular function: acrosin binding.